AUAAUCCUCUUAUCUCUUCCCCUAAGUCCAUUUUCAAAAUUUGAAAAAACACUUUCUUUAAAAAAAUCAGCUUUAUACAAAACCCCACAGACACAACACCAAAUCUACUCAAAACCAGACCAAAUAUCUCAUCUGUCUUAUGUAUCCAUUAAUAUAAAUAUACAGUUCAAACCCCAUCUUCUUUAUUACAUCUCUGUUUACAGAUGAGUUCAAAAAAAUCCUCUGUUUUAAACCAAUCUCCUUACAAUUCUCUCUAUCAGAACCCACUGAAUGAGCUCAAGAUGAACCAGAACAGAGAAAACGGUGACAACAAGAGAGGAGAGUAUGUAAGUCUAAAGAAAUUAACAUUUACUGAUAAUAAGGAGAAUGCAGUUCCUGAUAAUGUCAAAAUGGUUGAGAAGAAACCAGUAAUGGCAAGAAACAAAGAGAAUGUGGUUCCUCUUGGUGUGAGUGUGAGCAGUAACAUUAUAAAUGAUGGGUCUAAGGAAAAUCAGAUUUUAACCCAGAAAUUAAACAUUUCUUCGGAUGAUUUCAAGAAGAAGAAGCUGAAACCUACUUCGUUGCAGCUGUGUAUGCAGUAUAAUGAGCCUGAUUCAUCUUUUGGUUUGAAAAUUUGGGACCCUUUAGAGCUUGAUAAUGAAAACCCUGAGAAGAAUAAUGGUAACAACAGUAAAGCUAAUAUGUGGGAUUUCUCUGAUUCUGAAGCUGCUCCUGCUUCUUCAUGGUCUACUCUUCCUAACAGGUCUUUGUUAUGUAGACCUUUGCCUCAAGAUAUUGGGAGAUGUACUUGUGUUAUAGUUAAGGAAACAGCACCAUUAGAGGGGUUUAGUGGAGGUUCUUUCUAUUCACUUUACACAAAUGAAGGUCAAGGGAGACAAGAUAGGAAACUAGCUGUUGCGCACCAUAGAAGUCGAAACGGAAAGACGGAGUUUGUUAUAGCUCAGAAUGCUAAAGGGUUAUUGUCUAGAUCAGAUGAUAGCUAUUUGGGAAAUGUUAAUGCAAAUUUCAUGGGUUCUAAAUAUCAUAUUUGGGAUAAGGGAAACCCAUUGGAUUCACUAAAGCAACAAUCCAAGUUACUUCUGGCCGUUGUGGCGUUUGUGCCUACGAUUACAACAUGUACAGGAAGCUAUAGAAGCUUGAGAGCAUGGAUACCUAAGCAUCAAUCGGCACAGUUGAAAAAUACAACUCAGAUUGAACAUGUUAAAGGACUUCCAAAGGACUGGGAGGGUAAAAUGAGUAAAUCACAUCAGCUUUUCUCAAGGAUUCCACACUACAACAAAUUUUCAAAGCAAUAUGAGCUGGAUUUCAGAGAACGUGGUAGAGGUGGACUUAGAAUUCAGCGGUCGUCGAAGAAUUUCCAGUUAACAUUGGAGGAGAAUGGAAGGCACUCGAUUCUGCAGCUGGGAAGAGUGGGAAAAACAAAUUUCGUGAUGGAUUACAGAUAUCCACUGACGGCUUACCAAGCUUUCUGUAUAAGUUUGGCAUCCAUUGAUUCAAAGCUUUGUUGUACCAUUUAACUAAACCAUGAAAACCUGCAAACUUAAUCUCGGAGGUAUAUGAAGGAUUUCGUCUUGGCUUCCCAGCUUGGUUUAUUUGUUAAAUAAAAAGGAGUAGUUGUUGUCACCAUUUUGAUGGCAUGUUUUGCGAGUAUCUUCCUUUCUGUGUGAUACACAUCCACAAACAUAACAAAGAUGUAAUUUAUUUUGUCUGCCAUAUUCGGAUUGAUGUGCAUUAUGUAUUGGGAUGAUAUGAAUUAUAGUGUAUUUUGCACCAGA
This is a messenger RNA of Papaver somniferum (opium poppy), 1775 nucleotides long. Its product is annotated as tubby-like protein 8. NCBI's taxonomy places the organism in Eukaryota, Viridiplantae, Streptophyta, Magnoliopsida, Ranunculales, Papaveraceae. The record is from RefSeq and is a predicted model, not a curated record. The transcript is spliced from 9 exons. The coding region runs from base 204 to 1517 and encodes 437 amino acids.